AUGCAGCUACUCACAAAAAUUCUACUAGCCUUUUCUGGCUUAUUAGUCGUCAAUGCAGCCCCUUACGAUGCUGAAAAGCGUGAUGGCAACUACCGGUCUGUAGCAUACUAUGUGGACUGGGCAGUCUAUGCUCGAAACUUCCAUGUCCAGGACUUGCAUGACAUGGUGCCAUAUCUGACACACAUACUGUACUCGUUUGCCAAUCUCGACGAGAGCACUGGUGAAGUCCUCCUCGGCGACAAGUAUGCCGACAUUCAAAAAACAUAUCCCGGCGAUCCAACGAACGACAAUGGACAUAAUGUCUAUGGCUGUGUCAAGCAAUUGUACCUCUUGAAGAAAGAAAACCGAAACUUGAAAGUGUUGUUGUCUAUUGGUGGUUGGUCAUGGUCGUCUCGGUUUGCAGGUGCAACCGGUACUGAAGCGAACCGUGCCAAUUUUGUGAGAACUGCUGUUGGAUUUGUGCAAGAUCUUGGGUUCGACGGUAUUGAUAUUGAUUGGGAGUAUCCAUCCAACUACACCGAGGCGGAUAAUUAUGUGACCCUUCUCAAAGAACUUCGUGCUGGCUUGGACAACUAUUCUGCUGCACACACACCUGGUUAUCACUACCUGCUUAGUGCAUCUGUACCUGCAGGGCCAUCCCACUAUGAGAUAUUGCAUAUCUCUCCUAUGAAUCAGUACUUGGACAUGUGGAAUCUCAUGGCAUACGACUACAGCGGCAGUUGGGACAACGUUACAGGAAUGGAUGCCAACGUGUACCAAAAAACAGCAUAUCCCAACUCGACUCCGUUCAACACCGAUCAAGCCAUUACCUACUACACCGGGAACGGUGCUUCUGCAAGUAAGAUCAACUUGGGAUUACCCCUCUACGGACGGGCCUUCCAAAACACGGAUGGGCCUGGUACGACUUACUCUGGCGUCGGGCCAGGUUCAUGGCAGGAUGGGGUCUGGGACUACAAGGCGCUUCCUCGGCCCGGUGGAACGUUGUAUCAUGAGGACUCGUCGGUCUCUGCGUGGACUUAUGACCACGCGCAGCGUUAUAUGGUCAGCUACGAUACUCCUGCCAUUGUCCAGACCAAAGCGAGCUAUAUCAAGUCAAAGGGUCUUGGUGGAGGAGCGUUCUGGGAGAGCAGUGGUGAUAAGACUGGGUCGGACAGCUUGAUUCAUACGCUCGUCAAUGCACUCGGCGGAAAUGGCGUACUCCAACGUGCAGAUAAUGAGCUCAACUACCCAGCUUCUCAGUACGACAACAUAAGAAAGGGAAUGCAGUAG
Molecule: messenger RNA, 1269 nt
Organism: Talaromyces amestolkiae
Lineage: Eukaryota; Fungi; Ascomycota; Eurotiomycetes; Eurotiales; Trichocomaceae
Exons: 6
Coding region: 1-1269 (422 amino acids)
Biological process (GO): chitin catabolic process; carbohydrate metabolic process
Cellular component (GO): extracellular region
Molecular function (GO): chitinase activity; chitin binding
Source: RefSeq, a predicted model, not a curated record